AUGUCGUGGAGAGUAGGAACUACCAACGUGCGCCUGGGGCGGAACUCUGGUAGCGCAAACCAGGCCGAUGAUGCGAUGGCCAUAGGUUGGGGUGCGGGUUCUACCAGCCAGGGGGCGUCGACUGUGGCCAUUGGCAAGGAUGCCGGUGGAGACACCCAGACCGAAAACGCUGUUGCUAUUGGAAAGAACUCGGGGAAUGCUAACCAGGGGAUAUCAGUCGUGGCUGUAGGGCUAGACGCCGGUAAUCUGAAUCAAGGGAGCAAAAGUGUUGCAAUCGGAAACGCGGCGGGGCAAACCGACCAGGGGGGCGUCUCCGUGGCUGUUGGGUAUUCUGCCGGGAUGACGAACCAGUCCACCACUGCUGUGGCGGUUGGUACAUCCUCUGGGUCGACGGACCAGGGGGUGAACUGUGUGGCGGUUGGAUACGCUGCAGGAAAGGAGUCCCAGGGUAUACAUGCCGUGGCUGUAGGGGCAACGGCGGGUAUGACAGAGCAGGGCGAGGCUUCCAUAGCCGUGGGUCAUUUAUGUGCAACAGACAACCAGGGUAAGCGCGCGAUUGCAAUCGGACAGUCUUCGGGUCGGGUUGAACAGGGUGGAAGUUCGAUAGCCAUCGGAUUCGAGGCCUCUGUCAUUGCACAGGGUGCGAGCUCGAUUGCAAUUGGGGCUGGUGCUGGCAAAUUAACGCAGGGAUCUUCUUCCGUGGCCUUUGGGGUUAAUACCGGUGAAACGACACAGGGCAAUGCUUGUGUGGCAAUUGGGCAUUCUGCCGGGCUAACGAUUCAGGGAGAGGGAUCGUCCAGUACUGCGGUAGCGGUUGGCCAAGGUUCCGGACAGAAAGACCAGUCGGUGAACGGUGUGGCGGUUGGAUUCAAAGCAGGGUAUGAGUCACAGGGCACACAUGCCGUGGCUGUCGGGGCAACGGCGGGUGAAACAGAGCAGGGUGAUGCUUCCAUAGCCGUGGGUCACUUAUGUGCAACAGACAACCAGGGUAGGCAGGCGAUUGCAAUCGGACGGUCUGCGGGUCGGAAUGGACAGGGUGAUAAUUCGGUAGCCAUCGGAGUCGAUGCCUGUAUCAAUGCACAGGGUACGAACUCGGUUGCGGUUGGUAUGGAUUCCGGCCAAACGACACAGGGUGCGAACUCCGUGGCGGUUGGCGUGAAUGCUGGUAAGGACGAACAAGGGGAGAAUUGUGUCGCAAUUGGGGCAUCCGCUGGACGAUUCCCCCAGGGACACGGUUCGGUGGCCAUCGGGGCGUAUGCGUGCGCGGAGGCUUCAGCGGAGCACUCGAUUACACUGAAUGCAACGGAAAAUCAACUAAACAACAAUGUGGUGGACUCGUUCAUGGUCAAGCCGAUCCGCAACGCCGCGAGUCCCAACGCGCUGACGUACAACCCCGCAACUGGCGAGAUCACGUACACAACCUCGUCAUCCAAGACCAAGGAAAACAUUAUCGACAUGUCUCGCGACGCCUGUGGUAUCCUGUGUGGCUUGGACGUCAAGGAGUUCAACUAUAUCAACAAGUGCAAAUAUAUUGAAGAGGGCACACCCGAAGAGGCCAAGUCGUUUGUCAACUGGCUGGUCACUGAGAAGGCUACGGACACGUGGGUGUCAAGACUGGCGGCUAGGGGUGGGUCGGAUGCAGGAUUUGACGGUGUGGCUGAUGAAGACAACCCCUCAAUCCGCGAAAUGUACAAUGACUACGUCGAACGUACUGAAGUUGUCCCUUGCACAUUCGUCGACAAGGAGGAGAUACACUUUGGAUUUAUGGCCGAGGAUGUGCAACAGGUGUCACCGGAGCUAGUAUACGAGGAUGGUGACGGUGCGGCGCUGGAUAUUAAGUGGAACAACAUUACAGCCCUACUGGUCAAGGAGAACCAAACACUACGCGCCGAGCAAGCCGCUGCACAGACAACAAUUUCUUCAGCCCUAACAACAAUUGCCGACCUUGUCCAGCAAACCCAGCAGCUCACAGAGAGGCUGGUAGUUGUGGAAGACCAGCUC
Sphaeroforma arctica JP610 is the source of this 2001-nucleotide messenger RNA. RefSeq lists its product as hypothetical. The transcript has 2 exons. The annotation marks the transcript as partial. NCBI's taxonomy places the organism in Eukaryota, Ichthyosporea, Ichthyophonida. The record is from RefSeq and is a predicted model, not a curated record.